AUGUCAGCCCGAAACAAAAUGGGACUUGAGCAGGCCGGAAGUGCCGUGCCGAGUUCCACAUCAGGGUAUGUUUCCACCAGCCGACAUUCAAAAACUUCGGAAAGUCGCAGAUCCGGUGACCGGCAAGUAGUGCGUGGAAUGGAUUCCGUACGUUCGUUUUUUUCCAGAAACUGUAAACCAGCGGAGGUGAACAAACCGUCGAGUUGCCGGAGAAGGGCGUUGCAGACGUCACUCCCGGUGGAAGGGGGUAACACUACACGAGGGGAAAUAGUUGCGAAGUCAUUAGACUCUUGGAUUACGAAGAGACCAGCGAGCGCUUCCGCAUCGCAUGAAGUACCAGCGAAGGUUCCCGAUAAGAGAAGAUUUAUACGGCUGUCGCAGUCGUCGCUUUCCUCCAUCAUGACUGAUCAAAGUUUAGUCACGCAACCACUUCUCGAUACACCAGAAGGGUAUGAUCACACUGCAGGGUUAAGGGUGGAAAGUGAAUCGGGGGAUUUGGUGUCGGCGUGUACUCAACGUCCGGUUAAAAACAGUCACUGUGUUUCCCCUUCCCUUCGCUGUUCCAACGUCGGGGAACCCCAUUUAUCCAUCUCGAAACAACUGACAGAUGACAAAUGCCGUAUCGGUAAGCACAAUGGAUCAACAAAAUAUAUGAAUAAUGUCGUUUCGUCUUUGCCCAUCUCCAUUUAUUCCUCACCGGAAACAUUCAGUUGCAGUAACGAAGCCACUCAGCAAUCGAAUGGGAAGGAGGGAAAAGUGAAGGCGGAGAAGAGGCCUCGGCCGCAAAUGUCACCGGGGCAACACACAUCAAUGUGCAGUGCGGAUCAAAACCAGAUGGCGGUGUCGAACGAUAGGGAAAUGGAUGAGCGAGAGCGAUUAGGAACUGAGCCUUCUAACAAACUAGAGCUGCCUCGGGGAGUGCUGGGAAUCGAAGGAAUUUUGUCGUUUGAAGAGAAUCCGGCACUUGCAAGGGCUGAUUUUAAUGUUGGCUUGCGUGUGUUGGUGCAGCGGGAAGGAGAGUGGCUUUUUGCCACUGUCGUGUCGCGGGAGGAAAAUGGUUACGUGGAUGUUUGUCUGGAGGGUAACGGAACCACGAUUCGGUCGACAACGAGUAACCUCCGAGUAGAUGAAGCGAAAACUGGCAGCAGUACAGAAAGGAAGAUAAGCAGCGGGAAAGACGAGAAGUGUGCUCCGUUAGUGUCGUCUCCGAAACAAACCAAUUUGGAAGUGAUUGGGAUGAGCGAGGCGACUUCUCCCAACCUGACAGCACCGGAAAAGACACAAACAGGGCCUUGUGAAGAAGUAAGUAGUAAGCGGGUACAUCCCUCGGUAAUUUUGAUGUAUGUUUCUCCCACGGUAGGAGAACGUCUAGGUAAAGAUGCGCUACAUGUGCUACGAAAUUUAACGAAAUCGGGGACAACACUUGUGGAUUCACCCCAAAAGCUGCAGGGAGCAUCGCAAAGGAUAAUGUCAGCAAAAGAACAAUAUGGAGUUCCACAGCAGUGCGGAAAACAUUUGUGGGGUAUUUGCUUCGUUCUUGUUUCUGGUACCGCCGAGCAUUAUGCAAGGGAGGUUAGAAUUAUUGAUGAGGCGCAUGCUGUUGGUAUAUCUGCAGUAUCUCUAAAGUGGUUGGAGCGAUUACACAAUGAAGGUUCGUGGAAUGCAUCUAGUGUGUCGCUGCCGUAUCCGGAGGAGUUGAUGGAUCAGAAUGACGGAGGCGUCUUUCGAUGUUCGCUACUGCGUGAGGCUGAGCGAACUCUGCGUCAACAUUUGGUGUACAUCCCCAUAGCUGACCCCGAUAUAGAAAAUCUCAUAGAGCUUAGUGGUGGAAAGGUGACGAGAACACUUCCGCCGAAUAAGCAGAACUGUCCAGGGCCUUCAGAUCCUCACUGGAUAUAUGUCAAAGACGGGAAUCAAAAUCCACUUCGUACAAGUCAUCCAAGCAUCAAAACACUUAGUCUCGAAAGGUUACGAAAGCGCAUACACAGUUAUUUCGCGACUCUUCCAUCAUCGUUCAGUGGCCAGGAUGAUUGUACGUGCUUCGACGUUAAGGCUGAUGGUACGCUGGUGGAUAAGUGCCUGAAGACGCAAGAUGAUGAAAAUACCGCGUCUGAUGGCGAAACAGCAGCGACAAAAAUGGGCGGGGAGGAGCAUGAUUUCACAUUAUUUGCUCGACCGUGCGACUACCCGACCCGCGAAGAGCCUAAGAUAUUACCAGGAGAAGACUAUUACUUUCGUCUUCCACGUGGGGACGACCGGGAGGGCCAAAUAAAUCAAGCGUUCCCCGUGGCAAUGGGUCGCGUUUUGAAUGUUAACGGAUCCAGUGCCCAUGGUCGCACAGUGACCAUGCAGCUUUACCGCAUUACCCGUGUGUACCAUGUGCAAGACCCACAAACGGGAAGUAUCACCAGCCGUCAGUGUGUCUGCUUGGGACCCGAAACCGUGAGCGUCAUGGAGUCUGAUCUCAUAUUCGACACAGGUCCCUUUGUUUUCCCCCUGGAAGCCAUGCAACACCUUUACAUUUUGGAACAGCAGCAGGACUGCCGCGAUGGGGCGUCCGCCGGGCCACCUGCAUCUCCUUGGAACUCGCAGUUUUCAACGAUGGCACCGCGUCCCACUCAGUUCCGCCACCGAUAUUCAUAA
This is a messenger RNA of Trypanosoma brucei brucei TREU927, 2643 nucleotides long. RefSeq lists its product as hypothetical. NCBI's taxonomy places the organism in Eukaryota, Euglenozoa, Kinetoplastea, Trypanosomatida, Trypanosomatidae. The transcript has a single exon. The record is from RefSeq and is a predicted model, not a curated record. Bases 1 to 2643 code for a protein of 880 amino acids.